AUGAUCUCCCUCGCCGUCCGCUCCAUUCGUGGAGCCGUCGCCCGUCUCUCCCCAACCUCAUACCAUUACUCCUCGCUGUCCGAUUCAAACGCUCGUUCAGAGCCCGCCUCGCCUGGCGGAUCCAGUCCCGUCCCGGGGUCAAAGCCCUUCCUCGCAAGAUUGACGGCUAUCCUCUUCUUCCUGCUGCCAUCCUUCGUCCAGCGCUGCCUUCGACCCCACGACUUUAAGCACCGCCGUCUGUACCCAACAUCCUGGCUGGACGGCCUGCGCGGUAUCGCCUCUUUCAUUGUUUUCUUCUGUCACUUUACAGAAGGACAUUUUGGCUGGUAUACCGCAAGGUCAUAUGGCGACCCCGAUGAAAACGACCACGUCGCUUCCUCACCUCUGCAACUCCCUUUCCUACGCGUCAUCUACAGCGGCCGCCCCAUGGUGCAUAUCUUCUUCGUCAUCUCGGGCUUCGUUCUUUCUCUGAAGUCCUUGAAGCUGGCAAGGAAGCAUGACUACGAUGGACUGCAUCGUACCCUCUCGAGCAGUGUCUUCCGCCGUGGCUUUCGCUUGUUCCUGCCUACUACUGCUUCGACUUUUAUGGUCUUGGUCACGAUCCGCCUGGGAUGGGUCGGAGAGGCACUGCCGACAUUGUGGGACCAGCUGGUGGACUGGAAGAACGCUGUGUGGAGGAUUACCUUCAGUUGGCAGUGGGAUAUAACCCAGUUUCUCCCCUAUGACACCCAUCUCUGGACUAUCCCUAUCGAGUUCUCUCACUCGCUGCUGCUCUUUAUUGUACUGACUGGUGUAAGCCGCAUGAAGACGUACUUGCGCCUUGCGUCUGUUUUCGCCAUCAUGAUUUACUGCCUCAAGUGUGGUCACUGGGCUGGUUUUGAGUUCUUGAGUGGCAUGGGUCUCGCGGAAAUUGGCCUUAUCCAAGAAGCUCGCCGCGAACGAGCCACGGCUGCUGCUAGUUACGACAAGGAGGCAUCUGACAUGGAGGCCUCUGUCGCGUCGGACCCGCCAUCAAGCUCUAUGGCGACGCGCUUGUUCAAGACAUUCCUCAUCGGCAACCUCAUCUUUGCCCUCUUCGUCGCUGGAUGGCCAAACCAAAAGGCUGAUACCACCCCGGGAUUAGCACCUCUUUGGCGCAACACGAUGGAACCCUUCUUCACCAUGGGCGGUGACCUCGUCUCAUUCCCCUGGUACGCCCUUGGCGCUGUGCAAGUUGUCGCCACGCUGCAGCAGAUCAAGACGUUACAGGACAUCUUUGUGACGCCACUUGCGCAGUACCUCGCUGAUAUUAGCUACGCUCUCUAUCUUGUACACGGCCCCAUGUUGAACCUCUUGUCAAAUCGUUGGAUGCCGAUUGUGUGGGCUUUCGUCGGCGGCAGAGACGAGGCCGGCAUGCUGGGACGAUUGAUAGCCUGGAUCAUCGGAGCCUUAUCGAUGACGGUUCCAGUCGUUUGGGGCAGCGACGUAUUCUGGCGGACGGUUGAUGUCAAGAGCGUGGAGCUGGCGCGAUGGAUUGAGGAUCGUUGCACCCGAGACGAGUAG
Colletotrichum graminicola M1.001 is the source of this 1542-nucleotide messenger RNA. RefSeq names its product acyltransferase. Gene Ontology annotation, biological process: polysaccharide biosynthetic process. The record is from RefSeq and is a predicted model, not a curated record. Bases 1 to 1542 code for a protein of 513 amino acids. NCBI's taxonomy places the organism in Eukaryota, Fungi, Ascomycota, Sordariomycetes, Glomerellales, Glomerellaceae. The transcript has a single exon. Gene Ontology annotation, cellular component: membrane. Gene Ontology annotation, molecular function: acyltransferase activity, transferring groups other than amino-acyl groups.